CCCCCCCCACAACUUCAGCCUAAGCUCAGCUGGGGGAGGCAGUGAGCACCUGGGCAAUGGAGAUAGGUCAGCCAGGGGGCGUGGUUUCUGGAGAAUGGGCAUGGCUUCUGGAGAAUGGGCGUGGCCUCUGCACAGAUAAGCUCCCCUGCCACCUGAGGCUCCUGCAGACCUAAGACAGGGCGCCGAGGUCGGUCUGGGGCAACUGUUGGCGUUGCUCGCUGUACUUCUGAUCCUGCUGUACUUCUCUCGCCAGCCCCAUGGUGCACUCCCAGCUACCUGUCCUGUCUCUUCUCUGCCUCUGCUGGGCACUCAUGUUGCUGCCCCCGGAGCUGACUCUGGGAAGGCCCCAGAAAUUCUCCCUGGUGACCCCCAAAGAUGCGGGGUUGCAGAAAGCCCUGGCCUUCACCGUGCCGCAAUACAACCAGAAGAGAACAAACGAUGCCAACUACUUCAGGCUGCAGAGAGUGACGGCGCGGUCAAAGGUGUAUACUGAACGCCUGAUCAAAUAUCGUCUUAAAAUCGAAGUAGUGAAAACUGUAUGUGAAAAGACGACCAGUCAUACAAUGACAUAUGAGGAGAUCCAGCAAUGUCCUCUAUUUCCAGGCCAACUGCAGAACCAAUCCUGCUACCUAAAAGUCACAUCCCGUCCUGUGGAACAUAAUAUGACCAUGAAAAUCGUAUCCUGUAUCUAAUCUUUACCUCCGAAGGACCCCUUAUGUGCAGGCGAAGGAAUCUGAGGGUGUCCAGCAGCCGAGCAAGUUCCGGUGUGCAAGCUGUGUUCACAGCAAGCUUUGCUUCUUCUGACAGACAGAAAUCGGGAAUGGAAUGGUUUGCUUAAGCCCAAAAUUCACAUUUCCUGAGUUUCUGAAAUUGUUCCUUGACAUACACAGAGGCCUUUUCUGGCGCUUCUGUUUUCUGUAAUUUUCAUCUUUGAGAAGAAUCGACAUUUUGCUAAAUCAGUGGAUUAGUGCUAAUAAAGCGAUCAUCAUGACGUUCCGUCUUGUCUUCCUUUCUUGCCCA
Crotalus tigris (Tiger rattlesnake) is the source of this 1020-nucleotide messenger RNA. Its product is annotated as cystatin-like. Lineage: Eukaryota; Metazoa; Chordata; Lepidosauria; Squamata; Viperidae. The record is from RefSeq and is a predicted model, not a curated record. The coding region runs from base 258 to 692 and encodes 144 amino acids. Gene Ontology annotation, molecular function: cysteine-type endopeptidase inhibitor activity. The transcript has 3 exons.